AAUUUGCUGAGAUCUCAAGUUCGCGGGCUUUUUCUCUAGCUAACUAUCAUUAACUUUUUCUCAGCCAUUCUUAACAGAACGGUAAUUCCCAGUGCGUCAUCGUAUCUUCGACUGAGAUGAAAGCUUAGACAAGUAUUGACUUACAGAUACCCAUACCGCAAUUAGUUAGUUCUGAGCAGUGCAACGCCUCAGUGUAGAUAGGAGCGACCUAGAGUGAACGAAGCUAGUAUUGGUAGUUUAGAAAAAGUUCUAACCGUAAUAGUUCGGUAAUCCGCAGCACUAUGAAAGCCUUUCUAGUAAUUGCGGUCUGCACAUUGUACCAGCAUUUAUUUUUGGUUGAUGCCCAAAGCAUCUACUAUGCGAAAGAUUACCCAGGUAGACCUUCACCUGAAAACGAAUAUUAUCAGAAUAUCUACCGGGAAGGUGCCCGACCAGAUGAAGCAAUUUCAAGGGUAGCAGAUCGAAGAGUAUAUUUCCCUUCAACUGAAAGCCAACCUGUUUGGGAUAAUGCCGACAGAAACAGGGGAUCGAAUCAACCCAUUCCGGAUAAAUCUAGACCUCGAACUACAAGAGCUCCAAUCACAGCUGCACCGAUUAAUCCUCAAAUGAAUUUCCAUGCAAAUGAACGACCAUCACAAAAGAAAGGGAAAAGACCAGAUAUUCGAAGGGCAGUAGAUCAUUUCUCCUGGAGGGUUUUCAGGGGUUUGAAACUACCCAACGAUUUUGAUAAUUUGGUUCUAAGUCCUAUCAUGAUUCAAUUGCAAUUAUCAAUUUUGCAAAAAGCCGCCGCUGGCCAAACCCGAAGGCAAAUCCAGGAUGCCAUUGGACGAAUUAACACCAAUGAGGUUCUACAGCUACUGAAAAGCGGGUCUGGAAAAUCGAAUGCUCAAUUGGAAAUUGCCAAUGGGAUAUUUGUUGAUGCAAGCGAACAUUUGAAUCAAUCUUUUGUAAAUCAAGCUCAAAGAGCAGGUGUCGAUAUUGUACCUGUACAAUUCAGACAGGACGCAACAACGCGAGCUCAUAUCAAUAAAUGGGCUUCUGAUGCUACUCAUGGGCAGAUACCUAAGUUGCUGAGUGAUUCAUAUGAUAUCAAAUACGUGGAAAUGGUUUUGGCAUCCGCAAUUUAUUUCCAUAGCACAUGGAAGUAUAAGUUCAACCCCAUUGAACUGCAACCGUUCCAUGCAUUCCAUGCAGGAAAAAUGAUUGAAAAAUCCGUCCCAUUCAUGCAAUUGAAGGCGGACCUCGUUUGGGAUCGUAUUGCUGCUGGUGGUCAAAUUACCGGAAGGUUUAUCGAAAUACCAUAUGAGAACAACGCGUAUUCCAUGGUCAUUUUACUUCCAGACAAGCAAUUCACAUUAGACGAAUUUAUCAGAGCAUUCACACUAGAAACCCUAGAUACAAUCUGGGACGGUUUACGUGACACAAAACCAGAACAUGUCACGGUAAAGAUGCCGAAGUUCAGCAUUUCAUCUCAGGCUUCAAUUCUGAAUACACUUCUCAAGCUUCAAAUUACCGACCUGUUCACAAUAAAUGCAAAGCUGCCAUAUUUUGGACUAAAUGAUGAUCCCAAGGUUAGCGAUAUCCUGCAGCAAGCAGUGCUGAAAGUAGACGAGAAUGGCACAACAGCAGCAGCGGCAACAGUCUCCCUUUUGAUACCACUGAGUGCCGAUAUGAAUGUUGAGGAAGUUAUUGUAGUCGAUCGUCCAUUUUUAGCAAUAAUUUUUGAUAAAACGAGCGAGAUUCCGAUAUUCAUUAGUAAAGUUUAUAACCCUUAGGAUUAGUAUCGUCUCUAUACACAUAUAUGCAUAAUCAUGACUGCAUAACCAUCUAAGCUUUUCAUGCCUAAAAAGGUUUGCAUUUAGUAUCAUCUUAUUUCACCACUUAAAUAUGUAGAAUAAAUAGUUAGUGAUAUACAUAUA
Messenger RNA from Hermetia illucens (black soldier fly), 1919 nucleotides. RefSeq names its product leukocyte elastase inhibitor-like. The transcript is spliced from 5 exons. The record is from RefSeq and is a predicted model, not a curated record. Bases 282 to 1775 code for a protein of 497 amino acids. NCBI's taxonomy places the organism in Eukaryota, Metazoa, Arthropoda, Insecta, Diptera, Stratiomyidae. Gene Ontology annotation, molecular function: serine-type endopeptidase inhibitor activity.